CGCGAUUACACAAUACAGGGAACACUCUUUCAACUCUGCGGCAUCUCCGUCUGCCGUCAGGUACCUGUGAUUAAGAUGUUCAGACAAUGACACCCUCUCCUUGUCAGAUGUUCCUGAUUGGCACUCUAUUGCACUGGGCGAUCUUGACAGGCCUCCCGUUUCACCCAUUAACGCUCGCCAUUGUGGGGCCCUACGAAGGUACUGCGAUGACUCUGUUUGGCUCUCGGACGGUGUUUGAUGAAACUGUUUUCCAGAUUGAGGGAUCGUUAAGGUACAGGCGGGCGAAGGGUAUGACUGCGCAUAGAUCGUCGUGGGGAGAUAUAUAAAUCUCUUUGAAUUCGAUCAGCUUAUGUCUAGCCAUCACAACACAUUCAUUCAGCCUUUUGCCUUUUGCACUUCCUACCUUUUUUU
This is a messenger RNA of Aaosphaeria arxii CBS 175.79, 411 nucleotides long. RefSeq lists its product as uncharacterized. Bases 87 to 326 code for a protein of 79 amino acids. Lineage: Eukaryota; Fungi; Ascomycota; Dothideomycetes; Pleosporales. The transcript has a single exon. The record is from RefSeq and is a predicted model, not a curated record.